CAUCAUCGUCGUUAAAUCGGGAAAAGGAGGUUCUGUCCGAAAAAAGAACGACGCCGGCAGGAAGCACAAGGCGAUGGAUAAACAGCCGGCGAGCAGCUGGAGCAUCCACACCCGGCCGGAGGUAAUCGCCAAGUACGAGAUCUUCGAGCGAGUCGGAUCCGGAGCCUACGCCGACGUGUACCGAGCUCGCCGCAUCUCCGACGGUCUCACCGUCGCUCUCAAAGAGAUCUUCGACUACCAAUCGGCCUUCCGGGAGAUCGACGCCCUAUCGAUCCUCCACGGAUCUCCCAACGUCGUCGCUAUGCACGAGUACUUCUGGCGCGAGGACGAGAACGCAGUGAUCGUCCUCGAGUUCCUCAGGUCUGAUCUCUCCGCGGUGAUCCGUGACGCCAAGAGGAGGAAGAAGAAUAAAGGGGAUGGGCUCUCCGUUGGGGAGAUCAAGAGAUGGAUGGUUCAGAUUCUCAAUGGCGUUGAUGCUUGUCAUCGGAAUCUGAUCGUUCACAGAGAUUUAAAGCCUGGGAAUAUGUUGGUAGGUGAUGAUGGAGUGCUCAAGCUUGCUGAUUUUGGUCAGGCUAGGAUACUAAUGGAGCCUGAUGUCGUCGCCACAGAUGAGAACCAACUUGAAGAAGGUAGCAGGGAGCCACCAGAAGUGAUUCCUGAUUAUGUGAACUCGUCUCAGGGAGAACAGGAAGUGUUGAGUAAAGACGAGUACUUUCGGCAGGUGGAAGAGCUCAAGGCUAAGCAGGUUGUGAGAUACGACGACACCGAUAAGGACUCGAACGCGCCUGACGGAGACGCGUCUUGCCUCGCGACGUGUACCGUCAGUGAAAUGGAUGAUGAUUUCGGGAGGAACUCUUUUGCUUACGAUGCUGCUGAUGAGGAGGCAUUGGACGGAGGCGGAGAAGGUUUGAUGACGUCUUGCGUGGGGACCAGAUGGUUUAGGCCACCGGAGCUUCUUUACGGGUCUACUAUGUAUGGGUUGGAGAUCGAUCUGUGGUCGCUUGGUUGCGUGUUCGCGGAACUCUUGUCUCUGGAGCCGUUGUUCCCUGGAGUUUCGGAUAUUGAUCAGAUCAGCAGAGUGACCAACGUGCUGGGGAACUUAAACGAAGAGGUUUGGCCAGGCUGUGUCGAUCUUCCGGACUACAAGUCGAUCUCGUUUGCUAAAGUGGAGUCUCCUCUUGGUAUAGAAGGGUGUCUACCCAACCAUUCAGGGGAUGUGAUAGCGCUGGUUAAGAAGCUUAUAUGUUACGAUCCAGCUAGUAGAGCUACUGCUGUGGAGUUGUUGAAUGAUAAAUAUUUUAAGGAAGAGCCUCUUCCGGUUCCUGUUUCAGAGCUCUAUGUGCCUCCGGCAAUGAGUGGGCCAGAUGAGGAUGAUUCUCCUAGGAAGUGGGAUAACUACAGAGAAAUGGACUCAGAUUCAGAUUUUGACGGCUUUGGUCCAGUGAAUGUGAAGCCUACCAGUAGUGGAUUUACAAUAGAGUUCCCCUGAACCUUAAUGGCUUUUUAAGAUGGAUUAACAGUUGGCCGGGGGUCCAUGAUUGAGAAUCUUGAUCAGCCUGCUUCCCUGAAUCCGUCUGCUGUGUCAAGAAAAUUGGUGUUGUGUAUUGUGUCUCUGGAAUAGAAAACAGUUACAUUUUACAAUCCAAGCUAAAGAGCUUAUAAAAGCUUUUGUAUUAUCUGUGCUAUCCAUUUUUGUAUUUUGUCAUAUCAACAUGUUUAAUAACUUGCUCUUUUCAUGGUCAUCAUAGUUGAUGAUGAUAGUUCAAUGAGUCACGGAAUCCUCUCAUUGUCA
Raphanus sativus (radish) is the source of this 1792-nucleotide messenger RNA. Its product is annotated as cyclin-dependent kinase F-1. The record is from RefSeq and is a predicted model, not a curated record. Gene Ontology annotation, molecular function: ATP binding. Lineage: Eukaryota; Viridiplantae; Streptophyta; Magnoliopsida; Brassicales; Brassicaceae. Gene Ontology annotation, cellular component: nucleus. Bases 74 to 1489 code for a protein of 471 amino acids. Gene Ontology annotation, biological process: protein phosphorylation. The transcript has 3 exons.